Diprion similis is the source of this 1942-nucleotide messenger RNA. RefSeq names its product SH3 domain-binding glutamic acid-rich protein homolog. Gene Ontology annotation, cellular component: cytoplasm. The transcript is spliced from 5 exons. The coding region runs from base 207 to 830 and encodes 207 amino acids. The record is from RefSeq and is a predicted model, not a curated record. Lineage: Eukaryota; Metazoa; Arthropoda; Insecta; Hymenoptera; Diprionidae.
AGUAUUCAGGCAGGCAGGCAGGGAAAGCAGCGAGCGCUGAGCAAUCAAGGGAACGAAUGAGCGGUUCUCACCGUCAGACCAUAGCCAGCAGUUGUCUGAAAUUCUCUCGCGGACUUAUUUAUACGAACUAUUUAGGAGGAAUUAUCUUUGAUAUUUAGUUGACAGUAUUUAUUAGUGAUUUAUUGAAAGUGAAACAAUAAGCGACAAUGGUUGUGAAAGUUUACAUAUCAGGGAUUAGUGGAAAUAAGGAAGUAAAAAAACGACAGCAGCGGGUACUUAUGAUUCUGGAGAGUAAAAAUGUUCCAUAUGAAGUAACGGAUAUCACAGAGCCAGGAAAAGAGGCGGAGAAGGAGUUCAUGCAGAGUAAAAGUAACCCAAAAGAUAGCAAAUAUCCACUACCACCGCAAUUAUUCAACGACGAAGAAUAUUGUGGAGAUUAUGAAGACUUUGAUUUGGCCAAUGAAAUUGACGAAUUAGAGAAGUUCCUAAAAGUGACACCUGCAAUUAGCACUGCAGAAAUAACUCUUGGAAGUAAAUCUCCGCCUAAAGAAACUCAACAAAAUGGAAAUACAUCUAGCCGAGAGCCGUCCAUCGAAAAACCUGCAUCAACGACUGAACCAGAAAGUGCUGCUGAAAGGAGAUCUUCGACGAUUGAAGAGACUCAAACGAGUGAACCGAAGGUGGUAAAAAACGAGACUGCCGAAGCGAACGAAUCAUUGGAAGCACCCAAAGAUGAGGUAAAAGACACACAAGAUGAUAACACUGAAUUACCUGACGAUGGUGCUGAUAAAAAUGAAGAGAAAUCUGACGACCAAGCAAAGGAAGAAUAGAUAUAAGUCACACGUUUAUGUGAAGCAAAUAAUAUAUCGAAAACGACUUUUUGAAUUUCGUUUACUCUUAUUAAUGGCUCUUUAUAGCAAGAUGCUUAUUAUGCAGGUAAGGCCAAAGGAAUUUACUGCCAAGUUGUGUGCAUCGCUUUAUGAAAGAAAGGGGUUUAAAUGAGAGAAAUAAGUCAUUUUCAUACUGUAUGGGCAUUAACGAUUUUCUUUUUCGAUUCAAAACGUAUCAAAACAAUUAGGAUUACUUCAAAAUUAUGCAUCAUAAAAUUUCAUCCAUGAUAUUGAUAAACUUUAACAGUCAUAAUAUGAAUUGUGUUUCACAAUGAAUUAUGCUUGAAAUCUUCAGACCCCUUGAUAAUAUAUUCAACAGUGAUAUAAAUUGAGAAAUACGUAUUCAUUGUUCAUAUUAAUUAGGUAAGGAUACGAGGAUUUUACAAGAUAUAAGAGAAAAAACAAAUAAAGAAUUUUAGUAUUCACAUUUAUUUGCAUGGCUUAUUUUGAUAUAAGCUUUGUAAUCUUUUGGUACAUUUUUCUUAAACUAAGAAAAUUCUUUCGGAGUUAGUGACAGGUUUAAAUUUUUCUCCAAUUUGCGUAACAGUAAAUAUUACUCACUACAACCUGUAUUCAAGUCAAUGUUUACAGUUAUUUUCUCAACAAUGGGCUGGGUAUAUAUUGUUACAAGUUGUUGCUCGGAGUCGUUAUCUACAUGUAUAUCUUUAUUAUUGUGUUAUUAUUCACGAGUUGAUACGUCUAAAAAAAAAUUCUAAAAUUUUAUCCGAUGUUUUGAAUAUUGCAAAAACAGAAUCAAACUGAACUUAGCAUAAGGUUACUAAAAUUCUUUCAAUUGGAAAGUUUCCGUUACAUCGAUUAGCUUUAACUUGAUAUUUUGCAUAUUUCCAGGUUGAAUAAUCAUGUAACUCAGCAGAAAAAAUGAUUCAUUGUACCCAUAAACAAUAGUAUUGAUAAUGAUACGAAGAAAGACAACUCACUUCCUGGUAUUAUUACUAGUACAAACAUUUUGUACUGCGCGUCACCUUGUAUACAACUCGCUAAGCUUUGGCAUAUUUUCAUAUUUCAUAAUAGAACUUUGUGUAAAUUUUCAU